AUGGACCCUGCACACAAUGGCUCGCCGAACAAGGUCGAAGUUGAAAGUCACGUCGAUGAGCUUUUUAAGAACAUGAAGCUCAACGGGAACGCCAUUGACACCAGAAGCAAUGAGCCCAAGCAACGUAUGAAUCCACCACCGCGCGCAGGAACGCUGCCUCCACCACAAAACCACCGCCCAUCACGAUCCCAAGAACAACAGGAUGGGAGGGUCGAUGCACGCCCUUCGAGACCACGCCCACCUCGUGAUGAGCGUGGUCCUUUUGAAAGCCUAGAAAGACGUGAAAACCGCAGACCUCGACGCAACUCCGAAUCCUCAAUAAUUGACAAAGGCUCUCUUACUGCUGAAGAGGAACGCAGGCGACGUGAACGUCGUCGGGAACGCGAGCGCGAGAGAGGAGAUCGCGGCAAAGAUGGCAAGUCACGCGACACUCGUAGCCAACGGACUAAGAAACCUCAUGGUCUUGACACGAUCGACAAGCUUGACGCCACCGGUCUGUAUGGCGUUGGACUCUUCCAUCAUGACGGCCCGUUCGACGCUUGCAACCCUCAUCGAAACCGCAAGAAGGACCACCGCGCUCCCAUGCAAGCUUUUCCAAUGGGUUCAGCGAACAUGGCAAUGGGUGGCUCUGGUCCAGUCAACAACAAAAUUGAUAUCGAUCGGAUCCAUGGUAGACAGCCUGAUGCAUUUGGUGACUAUAAUGCUCGGACUACGGGUCAAGAUCCCUUCACAUUUCGCGCCAAACUACCUCAGAGCGAACGCUCUGCCAUCGUCAACCCAAAAGGCCUCAUCGAACCUGUUCACGGUGAAGAGACAGCUGGUCUAGGCACUUCGACCUUCUUAGAGGGCGCUCCAGCGUCAAGAUCAGCCAUGCAACGACGGGACUCAGAGAACGAAACUGCGGUGCUCCAAAGCAACGGCCUAUCGCGAAAGAAGUCACUCGCACAACGCAUCAGAGGAAUCUCACAGCCACGUCGAGGCGGAUUCGCGGAUGGCGCACCGCGUAUCGGGACAGGAGAGCCCAGAUACAACAAUGGCGUCAAUUCUCCUGAAGAGGCUAUGCCCUCUAGGACAGUUCAGAGUGCAGGAGGUAUAACUAAGGCUGGUGAACAAAAUCCGUUCUUCGAAGAUUAUGACGAUGCAUAUGAGAAGAAGGGCACGACAAUCAGAAUUGCAGAGGAUGCUAAGACUGGACGACCGCGUGCACCUAGCUCCCCAAUGCGUAACGGUCUCGAACGUAGGCUCACAUCUGACAGCGGAGAUGGUGAGGUCAAGCAGAGCGGAGGCUUUCUUGGCAGAAUGAAGUCUCUGAACCGCGGAAAGAAACGGCCAGAACGACCAGACCGGCCAGCCCCAGAGCGUCCAACGGCCUGA
Messenger RNA from Pseudovirgaria hyperparasitica, 1374 nucleotides. RefSeq names its product Pal1-domain-containing protein. The record is from RefSeq and is a predicted model, not a curated record. The coding region runs from base 1 to 1374 and encodes 457 amino acids. The transcript is spliced from 4 exons. Gene Ontology annotation, cellular component: cytoplasm. Lineage: Eukaryota; Fungi; Ascomycota; Dothideomycetes; Acrospermales; Acrospermaceae.